AUGUGGAGUUACGUUUGUUUACCAUUUCUAGUUUUGGUUUGCAACGAUAUAGGUAUAGCCAAGGCUUCCGACUCGUCGAUUUUCCUCCCUAGUCAAACCGGAAUUGGUUCUUCGAAUCCGGUUUGCUCUUCUCCGGAUCCGAAUCUGAACUACAGGCCGAUCAUCGGGAUUCUUAGCCACCCUGGCGAUGGCGCUUCUGGUCGGUUGACCAAUGAUACGAGCUCGACCUACAUCGCUGCUUCGUAUGUCAAGUUCGCCGAAGCAGGUGGAGCUCGUGUGAUUCCGCUUAUCUACAACGAGCCUGAAGAAUUGCUCUUCCAGAAGCUAGAAUUGGUCAAUGGUGUGAUAUUCACUGGUGGUUGGGCUAAACAAGGACUGUAUUAUGAGAUCGUCAAUAAAAUCUUCAAUAAAGCUUUGGAGAGAAAUGAUGCUGGAGAGCAUUUUCCGGUAUUUGGCAUUGCCCUCGGAUUCGAGCUCAUGACAAUGAUUGUUAGUCAGGACAGAGACAUUCUUGAAAGAUUUGAUUCUAAAAGCACUGCAUCAAGUCUCCAGUUCGUUGAAAAUGUUAAUAUCCAAGGAACUAUAUUCCAAAGAUUUCCUCAAGAGCUGUUGAAAAAACUCAGUACAGACUGUUUGGUUACGCAGAACCACCAGUUUGGUAUCACACCAGCAAAGUUUCAAGGCAAUCCUGCUCUGUCUAGUUUCUUUGAAAUCGUCACGACCUGCAUCGAUGGAAACAGCAAGGCUUAUGUUUCAACAGUUAAAGCAAAGAAAUACCCAAUAACUGGCUUCCAGUGGCAUCCUGAGAAAAAUGCAUUUGAAUGGGGAUCAUCUAAAAUUCCACACUCUGAAGACGCGAUCCAGGUGACACAUCAAGCAGCAAGUUAUUUAGUCAGUGAAGCUAGGAAGUCAAAAAACAGACCAGAAUCUAAGAAAGUGUUGAGUAACCUCAUAUAUAACUACAAGCCUACUUACUGCGGAUGCGCAGGGAGAGGUUACGAUGAGAGAUCAUCUUCAUCUUCUUCCUCUGAGAUGAUGUUGCGUUACGUCGUUUGGCUACCGUUCGUACUGUCGAUGUGUAAAGAUAUCAUCGUAACGGCUAAAACCAACGAAUCGCCUGAGUCGAUUUUCCUUCCUAGUCAAACCGGAGUUGUUGACGAUUCACGCGAUUUUGGUCAUCGGAGUUCUGUAUGCUCUUCGCCGGAUCCUAACCUGAACUACAAGCCGGUUAUUGGGAUUCUGAGCCAUCCUGGCGAUGGUGCGUCGGGUCGAUUGAACAAUGAUACGAGCUCGACGUACAUCGCUGCUUCGUAUGUGAAGUUCGCCGAAGCUGGUGGAGCUCGUGUGAUCCCUCUCAUCUAUAACGAGCCUGAAGAAUUGCUGUUUCAGAAACUAGAAUUGGUCAAUGGUGUGAUAUUCACUGGUGGUUGGGCUAAAAAAGGAUUGUAUUAUGAUAUUGUCAAUAAAAUCUUCAAUAAAGCUUUGAAAAGAAAUGAUGCUGGAGAGCACUUUCCGGUAUAUGCUAUUUGCCUAGGAUUUGAGCUCUUGACAAUGAUCAUAAGUCAGAACAGAGACAUUCUUGAAAAUGUUGAUGCGGAAAAUUCUGCAGCAAGUCUCCAGUUCGUUGAAAAUGCUCAUAUCAAAGGAACCGUGUUCCAAAGAUUUCCUCCAGAGUUGUUGAAAAAACUCAGUACAGACUGUUUGGUCAUGCAGAACCAUCAGUAUGGUAUCUCACCAGGCAGCUAUGAGGACAAUAUUGCUCUGUCUAGUUUCUUUAAUAUCAUCACAACAUGCACUGAUGACCACAACAAGGCUUAUGUUUCAACAGUUCAAUCAAAAAAAUAUCCAGUGACUGGCUUCCAGUGGCAUCCUGAGAAAAAUGCAUUCGAGUGGGGAUUAUCCAGAAUUCCACACUCUGAGGACGCGAUCCAGGUGACUCAGCUCGCUGCAAAUUAUUUACUCAGUGAAGCUAGGAAGUCACUGAACAGACCACCAGCUAAGAAAGUGCUGAGCAACCUCAUAUACAAUUACAAGCCUACUUACUGCGGAUACGAAGGGAGGGGUUACGACGAGGUUUACAUUUUCACACAACAACGAUCGCUUCUCUAG
Molecule: messenger RNA, 2109 nt
Organism: Arabis nemorensis
Lineage: Eukaryota; Viridiplantae; Streptophyta; Magnoliopsida; Brassicales; Brassicaceae
Source: the annotation of a GenBank genome assembly